AUGAAGAAUAGUGACAUAACAGUAACAAAACUAGUAGCAAAUGGAUUAUACAAACAAGCCCUUCAAUUCUAUUCCAAACUCCACUCUUCUUCCCACACUCCUAACUCAUUCACAUUCCCCAUUCUCCUCAAAGCAUGUUCCAAUCUCUCUUAUAAUUCACCUUCCCAAACUCAAAUCCUCCAUGCCCAUCUCUUCAAAACCGGUUUCCAUUCCCACCCUCAUACCUCCACUGCCCUCACCGCCUCCUAUGCAGCCAAUUCUCGCUCUUUCCCGGAUGCAUUCAAACUGUUUGAUGAAAUGCCUCAACCAACUAUCACUGCCUUCAAUGCUGUACUUUCUGGACUCUCGUGGAACGGGUCUCGUGGUGAAGCUAUUGGGCUUUUUCAUAAAAUUGGGCUUUGGAAUCUUAGGCCCAAUUCUGUCACCAUUGCGUCGAUGCUCGCUACAGGUGAUAUAAAAGAUCAAAGUCAUGUGCAGCAGGUUCAUUGCUUGGCGCACAAGUUAGGAGUUGAAUCUGAUGUUUAUGUUUCCACUUCGCUUGUUACUGGUUAUUCGAAAUGUGGAGGUUUGAUUUCGUCGAAUAAGGUUUUUGAAAAUUUGCAGGUGAAAAAUGUUGUUACUUACAAUGCUUUUAUGUCGGGGUUGUUGCAAAACGGGUUUCCUCGUCUUGUUUUUUAUGUUUUUAAGGAUAUGAUGAUGAGAUUGGAGCAAAAACCGAAUAUGGUGACUUUGGUGUCUGUUAUUUCAGCAUGUGCUACCCUUUUGAACAUUCAUUUGGGGAAGCAGGUUCAUGGGCUUAGCAUGAAAAUGGAAGCUUGUGAUCAUGUUAUGGUGGUAACUUCACUUGUGGACAUGUAUUCAAAGUGUGGUUGUUGGGGUUUUGCUUUUGAUGUUUUUAAUGAAAGUAAAACGAGGAACUUGAUCACUUGGAACUCUAUGAUUGCUGGGAUGAUUAUGAAUUCAGAGAGUGAGAGGGCUGUGGAAGUGUUUGAGAGGAUGAUUGAUGAAGGGGUUUUGCCUGAUCCAGCAACUUGGAACUCUUUGAUUGGUGGGUUUGCUCAAAAAGGGGUGUGUGUGGAAGCUUUUAAGUACUUUAGGAAAAUGUUGUGUGCUGGUGUGGCUCCAUGUUUGAAGAUUGUGACUAGUCUUUUGUCUGCGUGUGCUGAUUCAUCUUUGUUGCAAAGUGGGAAAGAGAUACAUGGGUAUGCUUUGAGAAUUUGUGUUAACAAAGAUGAUUUUUUUGCAACUGCUUUGGUUGAUAUGUAUAUGAAAUGUGGGUGUGUUUCUUUGGCACGUUUUGUUUUUGAUCAGUUUGAAGCAAAACCAGCUGAUCCUGCAUUUUGGAAUGCAAUGAUAGGAGGGUAUGGAAGGAAUGGAGAUUAUGAGUCUGCUUUUGAAAUCUAUGAUGAAAUGUUGGCUGAAAUGGUUCAACCGAAUGGUGUAACAUUUGUUAGUGUUCUUUCGGCUUGUAGCCACAGUGGUCAAGUUGAGAGAGGAUUACAUGUUUUCAAAAUGAUAAGAGAGUAUGGUUUGGAUCCGAAGCCUGAGCAUUUUGGUUGUGUUGUUGACCUUUUGGGUCGAUCUGGUCGGUUGGAAGAAGCUCGAGAUUUGGUGCAUGAAUUAGCAGAACCUCCUGCAUCUGUUUUUGAUUCUUUGCUUGGUGCAUGUAGGUGCUACCUAGAUUCUAAUCUUGGAGAAGAAAUGGCCAUGAAGCUUCUCGACAUGGAACCGGAAAAUCCAGCUCCCCUGGUGGUUUUGUCCAACAUAUAUGCAGCGUUGGGAAGAUGGAGAGAAGUAGAAAGGAUAAGAGGCUUGAUCACAGAUAAAGGAUUGGACAAACUUUCUGCUGUUAGCAUGAUAGAAGUUGCAUGA
Molecule: messenger RNA, 1872 nt
Organism: Trifolium pratense (red clover)
Lineage: Eukaryota; Viridiplantae; Streptophyta; Magnoliopsida; Fabales; Fabaceae
Product: pentatricopeptide repeat-containing protein At2g02750-like
Exons: 1
Coding region: 1-1872 (623 amino acids)
Biological process (GO): RNA modification
Molecular function (GO): protein binding; RNA binding
Source: RefSeq, a predicted model, not a curated record